GGAAGGGGGUUGUAUGGACAGAUCACAUUAGUAUUCCUGUCCUAUCAAUGUGCGGGGCCGCGACCAACGUCAGCCGGACCGAUUCCCUGCGUCUACCAGUCCCGCCACGAAUUCAUUUGGGAUCCUUAAACAGAGAGAGGAGCCCGCGGAGAAGGGAUCAAGGCAACCGAUUAGAGCCAAUUGCCUGCAGCGGGGACAGCCAGCCCUUCCAGGCCUGGCGACCGCAGAGGGAGGGGAAAGAGGAACUGAGCACCGCUGCGGGAAGACACUGAAGCAAGAGCGACACCCUUUCCCCCCCCCCCCCCCCCCCACCACCUUGCAGCGCAGGCUUUGAAAGCUGCUCCCCCAUCUGAAUGGAAACUCGGAACCGUGGGGCAGCGCGUUCCUCCUCGCUCAGCCUUGCAAUCCAUGCCGAGAGGAAAGCGGUGCGAACCCACGCCAGUGUCCAGCUCCCGGGACAGGGCCGGCAAUGCUGCUGAGCAGAACUUGAUCGCGCCUCUUCACAGCUGGUAGUGGAAGCGAUGCUGCACUGCACAGCCAGCGCUUCCCCUGCUCUCCUUCAAGCUGAAGGUUACCCACCCGCGCAGCCAGCUCCAACCUUGUGAGCUGCGCGCCUCGGGUCCCGGCUUCUGCUGCUUGGCCGCGUAGUGCAGGGCAACCACCGGGCCGCCCGCGCCGGGGCGCACUGCACCAGCGUCUUUGGCUUGGUGGAUGUGUAUGCAUGAGUUCUGCACCGAAUGGGCGCAAAAAGCGCCCCAGCCGGUCCGCCCGCUCCUCCAUCUUCCAGAUCAGCAAACCCCCGCUGCAGAGCGGAGAUUGGGAGCGCAGGGGCAGCGGCUCCGAAAGCGCCCACAAAACCCAGCGAGCCCUGGACGACUGCAAGAUGCUUGUCCAAGAGUUCAACACGCAAGUGGCUCUGUAUCGAGAGUUGGUCAUUUCAAUUGGGGACGUCUCAGUCAGUUGCCCCUCACUUCGCGCGGAAAUGCACAAGACAAGAACCAAAGGCUGUGAAAUGGCCCGUCAGGCACACCAAAAACUGGCUGCCAUCUCAGGCCCGGAAGAUGGUGAGAUACACCCAGAAAUCUGUCGGCUUUAUAUCCAACUGCAGUGUUGCUUAGAAAUGUACACAACAGAGAUGCUAAAAUCCAUUUGUCUACUGGGGUCUCUUCAGUUUCAUCGAAAAGGAAAGGAACCUGGUGGGGGAAUGAAGAGUUUGGAUUGCAAAAUUGAGGAAAGUGCUGAAAUACCUGCCCUAGAGGACUCCUCCUCAUCCCCCAUAGAUAGUCAGCAACAUUCCUGGCAGGUUUCCACAGACAUUGAGAACACUGAAAGAGACAUGCGAGAAAUGAAAAACCUUUUAAGCAAACUCAGGGAAACUAUGCCUUUACCAUUGAAAAAUCAAGAUGACAGCAGCCUUCUGAAUCUAACUCCCUACCCUCUGGUUAGAAGACGGAAGAGAAGGUUCUUUGGGCUGUGUUGUCUCGUCUCAAGCUAGGCUCUUCUUCUUCCUGAAGCCCACCACUGAAAACACCUGGAAAAAAAAUUACAAAACCGGAGGACCUCCGGACAGCUGGACCACACAGUGAUGGGUUUUUGACUAUGUUUUCUAUGCUUCCUUCUUAUUACUUUUAUCCGCCUCUCCCUACCCUUUUAAAUGAUUUUACACUUGAAAGCAGCUGCCUUCAAGAGAAAAAAAAAAAAAAAGAACAGAAUCAAAAAGCAGGCUGUUUUUAAAAGGAUUUUUAAAGCUGACAUUGUGCAUGUCUGCUCCAAACCAUGCCAUAACAGAUGCAAGGAUUAUGAUUUUUAAAUCAUUUAAAGGUUUUUUAAAUGUAUUAUACAGAGAAAAUUUAUUUCACUUAUAAUAGUCUAUCUAUAGCUCUUGCUGAUCUCAACAAUUUAUCAUAAAUGAAAAAAGUCUUUAAACAUAGAAAUUAUUUAAAACUGCAAAACUGUGUUCAAAUAUUCAAUCUAUCCAUAUCAUUAGAAAUAUUAUAAUCAAACAUACACCACCUCACCUAUUGCUUUCUCUGCACUCAUUUAAGUUUAGUCUUCCAUUCUGUCAGAAUCUAAAAGCUUCAACAUAAAAAUAUCUUAAUUUAUAAUGCAACAAAAAUCAUAUAUGAAAAAUAUUUAAUUUUGUAAAUAUACAAUAAUCCUAAUAACUUCAUACAAUGCAUAUGGGCAACUAAGUUCCCUUUGAUCCAAUGGUGUCUUUUUCAGCUUCUUGGAGAAUGAAGUUAUCCAGUUAGGAAAUGGUGUAGUAACAUAUACAAUUACCCUCCAAUGUAAAAUUGAAUAUUAUCACAUUUCGUUCUAAUUGAAAUUUGAAGCAUGGUGUCUGCACAUCAGCAUAGUGUUAAAUCUUAUAGGGCAUGCUGGAAUUAGCUCAGAUCGUAAAAAUAUUUAACAUUUUACAUUAUUAAUAAAAAAAUUUUAGUUAAGCUAAGCUUGUCUCAUUUUAUAUGACUAUGCAGAUAUGACUUUUCCAAUGUGUACUUGGUGUCUUGUCUUAUGCUUAGAAUCUUGAAAGCAGGACACAUUAAGCAAUACUAUAUUUUAGAAAGGAGGAAGCCACAUGCUUUGUUUAUCUGCUCCAGACUUCAUUGUGAUCUUCCUCCACUAAACUUGUAUCAUGGUAUAAAUUUUGUUAUAUUUCCCCCUGCUCUUCCUUUGACCUAUUUCCCACACAGAAUUUCCUGUGGUUUGAAAGAUCAAGUCUUUGCACUUCUUUUCUUGUUUCACAUAGUCUGAACAAUUGUCAAGUCAGAGAGGAAAUACCAGGGUCCAGCACAAUAGAAGAAGGAGCUAGAUGCCUACAAGUGGUUUACCCAAGAUACAACUUUAAUCUCAAUCCUGUAUAGGCACUUAUAUAUACACCAAUACUGUGACCUAAAAACUAAAUAUAGUAAAGCUUUUAGCUUUCAUGAAGAUGAAGAGAGUAAAUAAUUAUUCUAUUAGGUUGAAUUAUAUGAAAUUGCUGGUAUUUGACUGUUUUGACCUACAAAAUAGCAUUUUCAUAUAGUUCAUUCUAUUGGAAUAGUCUUCUAGCUCCUUGUAUUGAAAGAAAACAAAAGGAUUAAAGGGUUGGAGGAGAACUCAAAAGGCUAUGCAGGUCUCUAUUUUGAUUACACCAGCUAUUUAUUGACCUUAUUCUUGGAGUCCAGAGUUGUGUUUCAAAGGACUGGUAAUGAAUAUGGGGUUACAGAUAUUCUGGCCUUCCACAAACAGAAGUACCCCAGACAAGUCAUACGAGAAAAAUCACAAUUUUCUUUGUUAAAUAGUUGUAAAACACUGUGGGACCAUGCUAUUUAAAGACUCAGUUGAAUACUUGCUUAGAAAGCAAGCAACCACUCCCAGACUCAGCUGGUCUGCCCACUUUGAUUUUUACAAAUCGAUCUUGAUUAAAGCUUAAUAUUUUUUUCCUGGAUCUGGUUCAUUUUCAUCCCCUGAGCUUAUUUUAUUUAAAGGCCUGUUUUCAAAAUUAUGAGUAGCCCAAACUGGCAUGCUCUCAGCUCCCAUCUCUGCCCUCUCCCACCCUUUGACUAUAUUGACCUCUUAGCUUCAAUCUUGUUCCUACUAAUCCAUGCAAAGCUACUAACUAAUAAGUCCGACCUUGGUGUUCAGCACGUUCUUCUAAAUGCCUGACCUAAAUCACUUCUGCUUGGUUAAUUUGUGCUCACUCUCGCCUUAGUCUCUGUGUGAAGUAACACUUACCUUCUGUGCAAUUGUCCUUUGUACAGCUGAAGACUGUUAAUAAAUUCAGGUCUCACCUCCAUGUCUGGGAAGGCUGUAGUAGCUACUCAUGGAGAUGGGAAUUUGUCUAAUUACUUAGCCAGACUUUCCAUAUCUAAGGUAAUAUAUUCAGCCACCUUAUCUUUUAUUCAUAGUGCCUGUUUUCCAGCCUUCGAUCAGUUUUAUAGUUCCUGUAGACACACUCCAAGAUUUAUAGAUGUCCUUGCAGUAGCAGGUCCUAAAAAUUACAUUUAGUACUCAAAGUUCUGAUAACCUACAUUGGCUCCUAGCUGCAAUAGGUAAUUUACCAUCUCCCAUUAGAUAUGCCAGCACAACCUUUAAGAGCUACCCCUCUCUACUCUCACCUACCCAAGGACUUUCUCAGGUGUGGUCUCAUGAGAUAAAGUUCUGCUGUCUUGGCUUCUGCUAGUGAUUUGCUUUGAGAUUGGCAAUAACAUUGAGCUGAUCUCAAGGGUAAGAAGAGAAUUUUGAGCCUAUUUUCUCAUGUGUACCCACAAACUUGAAACAGAAAGGAUGUAAAUUUUUGUGGCACACACUCACUUAUUUGACCACCAUAUUUGUAAAUCCUAUGUUGGUUUUACCCCCAGAUUACAACAACAAUAUGUGUUCCUUGUGGGAAACCUGAAAAAUACAACCUCAUAUAAGGAAAAUAAAAAUCACCGAAAUUUCACCAAAAUCUUUGCACUUAAAGCCCCCUGGAUUUUAGAUCAGUCAGGACACUGGGCCCAAAGACACUUUAGGAUAAGAUGAGUAAAAUGCCUACAAGUCCAAGGUAUCACUU
Marmota flaviventris (yellow-bellied marmot) is the source of this 4537-nucleotide messenger RNA. RefSeq names its product regulator of G protein signaling 7 binding protein (gene Rgs7bp). The record is from RefSeq and is a predicted model, not a curated record. NCBI's taxonomy places the organism in Eukaryota, Metazoa, Chordata, Mammalia, Rodentia, Sciuridae.